CGUAGAGAGAAGAACGAAGUCGACCACCUCUUCGGAAUCUUCACUUUCUUGCGCAAUACUGAUACCCUGUAGUCUCGCUAGACAUCCCGUCUCCCUCCUCGUCUCCUUCUCAGUCAGGCACAAUGAUGUGCUCCUCCUGCCGCCGGACUUUCCUCACACGCCUGCGCUCCAUACAUCUUCAACCUCAAUCCUCACAUCCACCGACAAUCUCCUUUGCCCGCACCGUUGCAACGGUCCCCUCGACUCCCAAUGCCGCUCCCCCUCAAGCGCCGCCCUCAAUCGCUAUAGAUGGUGUCGGCAACCCAUCUCAAUCCUCAAACACUGCCGGCAAAUCGCAACCGUUAUCCGAACCGCACACUCCCUCCACGUCGACCGCAAAAUCUGGCUCUGGUCCUGACUCGACGAAAAGCACAAGUUCAAAGAAACCAUCUCGCCCAAAAGGUUCCGUUCCGGGCGGCGCCGAGCUUCGCGGUCUGGGCUACACAAAAGCCAAACCCAAGGUCACAGCAAUGGAGGACGACGAGUAUCCGGACUGGCUAUGGACGUUGCUGGACGAUAAGAAGACGACGCCAGGCGAAAAAGUUGAUCUCUCAACAAUGACGAAGAAACAGCGCGCCCGCUACGAGAAGAAACAAGCUCGCCUACUCCAAGACACCCCCAAGACCGUGCCAGUGCAUGAACAGAGCAAAGACCUCACGGGUCCUGAAGACGACGCCAUUAUCAGCAUGCAAAGGAGGCAGGAGAUUACCAAGAGUGCUCGAGGAGCCAGGAGAAGGAGUAUACGCGAGAGCAAUUUCUUGAAGUCGAUGUAAAACUAGACAAAGUUGUUCCUCGCUUGGCUGUGGAGAAGUUGUGUGUGAAUACUAAUUAGCAUGUGAAGCCUUGUUUGACAACCACGCGGCUCUUGUCCAGUUUGCGUGGAGUGGGUGUCGAGGGUUCUGAGUCUGUUGCAGGGUCAUACCGGCAAGAUUUGUGCGUGAAGGAAGGCAGACUGAGAUGUCGGGGAUGGACAAAACGAGCUCAAGUCAAGACGGCUCGAAGAAACCCGCAGGCGAGGGAAACUGCGGUGAUGAGAGAAACUCAUGGCCUUGUUCAACACCAAGCGGCGCAAACACCUGAUUGUCUAUAUAUUCAUAUACCCAGUUGUGGAUAUAGCCACAUCAAGGACGUAUAUCCCCAUAUACGCCGCUCAGUGGCUAUGCUCCCUACACCAUCAUGAUUCAGCGCCAUGUCGUAUAUCAUGCUUCGUGUAAGUAAAUCC
Exophiala xenobiotica is the source of this 1261-nucleotide messenger RNA. RefSeq lists its product as uncharacterized. Gene Ontology annotation, molecular function: structural constituent of ribosome. Lineage: Eukaryota; Fungi; Ascomycota; Eurotiomycetes; Chaetothyriales; Herpotrichiellaceae. The transcript has 2 exons. The record is from RefSeq and is a predicted model, not a curated record. The coding region runs from base 123 to 812 and encodes 229 amino acids. Gene Ontology annotation, cellular component: mitochondrial large ribosomal subunit.